AAGAAGAAGAAGAAGAAGAAGAGUAUUUGUCGCUGAGAGCCGCUGGAUGGCAUGGUUUACGUGUGUGAAGAGGAAGGUAGCAGGUUUAAAUGCGUUACUUUGCGUUGGAAAAAGAGAAAACAGUCAUUUUCUGAGACACUUGAAUCGAAACGUGAGUGUUAAAACUCUGGGAACGCUACGGACAGCGCAAGUGUCCUUUAUAAACUUGAACUUCCCAAAACAAGAGUCCUACACUGCAGCUCACGCCAUGGAGACUAAAGAUGCCGCGGUUGAAGAAGACAGCUGUGACACGGACAGCACUGUAAGAACAAACUGCGGUAAACGUAAAAACGAGGAGACAGACGAGGCAGCGAAACGAGACAGCCGCAAGAAGCACAAGAAGAAGUGCGUGAAACAGCUGCGUCCCGGAGAGAGGCACGUGCCUCCGCCGCAGAAACGCAACACGGGCGUGAGUUUCAGUCGAGAACAUUUUGAGGAAACCUCCUACUAUUUUGAAGGCGGUCUUCGCAAAGUGUAUCCUUAUUAUUUUGAUUUCACAACUUACUGUAAGGGACGCUGGGUUGGUAAAACACUACUAGAAGUUUUUAAGAGUGAAUUCCGGGCGGAGUCUCUGGAUUACUACAAUAAGGCUGUCAAAGAAGGGCGUAUUAAACUGAAUGAAACACCUGUGGAUGACCUGAAUCUAAUACUGAAGAACAAUGACUUUAUGAGGAACACCGUGCAUCGUCAUGAGCCCCCUGUGACUGGGAGGCCCUUGGAGGUUCUGGUGGAUGAUGGGGAAGUUGUGGUGGUGGAUAAACCUGCCUCACUGCCUGUGCAUCCCUGUGGCCGCUACCGUCACAAUACUGUCAUUUUCAUUCUGGGAAAGGAGAAAGGCCUUAGUGGGCUUCACACAGUACAUCGGCUGGACCGCCUCACCUCAGGUGUGCUGCUGUUUGCUCGUACACUCGAGGUCUCCAAAAAGCUGGAUGCGAUGGUUCGUGAGAGACAGUUAGAGAAGGAGUAUGUGUGUCGUGUGGAAGGGGAGUUUCCAGAGGGUGAGGUGGUGUGUGAGGAACCCAUCCUGGUAGUGUCCUUCCGCGUGGGCCUCUGUAGGGUGGAUCCCAAAGGCAAAGAAUCCCGCACAGUUUUCCAGAGACUAAGCUAUAAUGGGCACUCUAGUGUAGUCCGCUGUCUGCCUCUCACAGGACGUACGCACCAGAUUCGUGUUCAUCUUCAGUUCCUUGGCUUUCCAAUCCUCAAUGAUCCCAUCUAUGGGUCUUCUGCAUGGGGUCCAAACAGAGCCAAAGGAGGGCUAGUAGGUAUGAGUGAUGAAGAGCUUCUAGAAGCUCUUAUAGAAGAGCAUCGUUCAAAGGAGAGUCUGCACUUGUUGGAUUUGCCUGACGAAGAGGUGUCAGGAAAGCAAUUGGCCAAGAAAGAGUAUAGUGAUGGUGCUCAAGAACACAAUGACCAAAUAAACGCACCUGAGUCAAGUGGUGUUGCAUGUGAUGACAAUUCCUGUAAAUUGACACAAGAGGAAGUGAAGGCAGAAGGUAGUCAAGAACUUCACAAGAGCACAUCUGCUGCUGAGACUGAGGGGGAGAUUAAUGGCGAUGAAGCCUCCAGAACUGCAAAAUCAAAUACUUUCAUCAGAGAUAAUUUAUGUGGUGAGUGUAAAAUUGUGCGACCUGACCCAAUGGAGAAGGAUUUGAUUAUGUACCUACAUGCAUUACGCUACAAAGGACCUGACUUUGAAUACUCCACCCAAAUGCCUGACUGGGCUAAAGAAGAUUGGCUUCAGGAUUAAACUAAAAUCAGAUGUAUUCAUGCAUCAUUCGUUACUUGAUAUUUCCAUGUGUUUACAACGAUUGGGUUUAAAAAAAAAAGCUUUGCAUGAUUACUGGUUACUUUUUUAAUUUAUUUUCAUUUAAACGUUAAACUUAGACAAUACUGCGGUGCAUUUCUUCUUCGUCAUUUUUAUUUUUAUUCCUUAUAUUUGAAAAGGACACAAUCACAUCUGACAUGAACAUACAGCAAUAAAGAGUUUUUUUUCCUUUUUCUUUUGUGAGAAUAAAAAAAAUAAAGUAUGUAUAUAUAUAUAUAUAUAUAUAUAUAUAUAUAUAUAUAUACUUCUCCCCCUUUAAAUAGUAGGUAAGAACAAUUUUAAUUAAAAUGCCAUGUUAUGCAUAUAAAUGAACCUGAGGUUUUUAGUAAAUUGUUUAAUGAAAGUCAAUUUUCAACCUGUUGUGAACUAAAAACCACCAGAGAAAGUCAGAAAUAGAUUGCAAUAUACCCUCAAUUUAAAAAUAUUUUUAUUUUUACUGAACUUCAUAGUUUAUCUUCAGACAACUUCAAAUCUGACUUUACGCACAGGCUAUCAACAAUAGUUCCACACCAGCAGGUGUUAUAAUACAGCUGCAUAAUUUUAGGGGAAAAAAAAACUUUUUGGCACAAAAAUCGUUCUUACAUUUUGGCACUUUGUUUUUUAAGAUGCUUUGAAAAUGUCAAGUACACAUCCACUGGCCUUAAUGAAGUAACAUUACAUCAAUCUGAAUAUAAAAAGUAUGUUCUUUCAAGCAAAACAUUUUGCAGUAUAACUGACAUUUGCUAAGAUUCCAGUUUCAUCUUUGUGCACAUCACAAAACACCACAUUUUACAUACAACCUUCUGCAUUCUAAACAAUGAGUAUCUUUCAAAUACAUAACAUAGAGGUAACACUCACAGUUUUGUAUAGGGUUCAAAUAUUGGUAUUGUGUUUUUUCAUAGAUCUGGGAUAUAAGUGAAACAUGUCCACACUCUGAAGCAUUCAGAUUAAAGAACAUUGUUGCAAUUGGCCUAUA
Messenger RNA from Carassius auratus (goldfish), 2819 nucleotides. RefSeq names its product RNA pseudouridylate synthase domain-containing protein 2-like. The record is from RefSeq and is a predicted model, not a curated record. Lineage: Eukaryota; Metazoa; Chordata; Actinopteri; Cypriniformes; Cyprinidae. The transcript has 3 exons. Gene Ontology annotation, molecular function: pseudouridine synthase activity; RNA binding. Gene Ontology annotation, biological process: enzyme-directed rRNA pseudouridine synthesis. The coding region runs from base 47 to 1786 and encodes 579 amino acids.